GAAAUGGGGCUACUACUUUGUCGAUCACGACAGACAUGUCAUUUUCUGGCUGGAGCCCUACAAAUCUAGAGAUCUUAUGGAUAAUGUUCGAGGAGUAAAACGCAAAAGCCACAUCAGAUAUGCGCUAGAAUCGCAGUACUGGUCACACAUUGAACUGUUUUCAAACAAACGCUUCCUUCCGGAAGAUGUCCUCGUGACACUUAAGGAAAUCGUUAUGUUUACUCGGGCAGACAAUAUCACCUCCAAAAAAUUCCUAGCAUCUUUUACUUCCGACCAGGUUUCAAGUAUGCUAGACCUUAUGGAUCCUCUCAUGAGCAGCAUUGACAAGGAGCAUGAGCAUUCUGUAUGGAUCGUCGGCCUUCUGCUAAUUACUCGAUUAGGCAGCAACAAGUUUGUAAACUUCUGUGGACAGCCGGGAGCUCGGCUUGACGUAGACCAGUCGCUAUACGUCGAUUACAUUCCCCCUCCGAAAAGCAUCCUUUUUCGCGUCAUAAAUGUCAUUUUGUUUGGAGCCCCUGGUGCUCAAAGCAAGGCCCUUCACAAGAUAUGGGUCGAUUGCACCAUCGUUCAACGACGUUGGGAAAGUUUUAUCAACAGGCUCAAUAGUGAAUGGAAGGGAUACUCGGUAUUCUCUACGGUGAUGCUUACUGUUGAUAUCAGUUUUCUGUUAGUUCCACCCGUCCAGAAUCAAGUGUCUGCAAUCAUUGUAUUGUAUAUGUCUACCCUUUGUGCCUUGGGCUCGUUAGUGGUCUCACUAGUCCUGGCCGGACAAGUCAAUGACAGCCAUCGGGACUCCGCUGAAAGUGUGGCUUUGUUCAUGAUAGAAAUGUCGCAGUCUAUGCUCGGCCUCGAAAGCCUUGCACUCAUGCUCAGUCUGCCAUAUGCUCUUCUGAUUUGGGGAAUGAUAUUCUUUGCUGCAACAUUGUCCAUUGUGAUUUACUGCACUUCCGACGUUGUCAUCAUCUCGAUCGUUUCUCCGAUAUGGUUCGCCAUAUUUAUCGUGUCGACGUGGCCGUUACUAGCUGCUAAUGGUAUUAUAUCCCACCUGAGUUCCUGGGUCGCAAAACAAGUGUGGCAUUUCAGAUCAUGAUGGAUCGCUACCGGGUCUCCUUACUGAUGUGAUGUGAUGCAAUUAUGUCCGGUGUUCUGGCUGUUUUAUGUGAUACCUGUUUAUUCCUGGAUAUCAACACGGUUUACACAACCAAGUGCAUUGACAGUGAACGCGAUACGUGCAAGUUGUUCUACUCUUCCAUCAGCCCUGAAGCCUAGGCUCGAGAGCAGCCUGGUUUUGAUUUUACGACCAAUAAGUCGAGUUGCACAUCUCUCACAACGGCGCUUCACAAGGUAAUGCAAGUACGAUGAAGGACAUGCGCGCACUAGAGAAAUCAAAAAGGGUAAACGCAUAUUAGACGUUGGUUAGACG
This is a messenger RNA of Suillus fuscotomentosus, 1423 nucleotides long. RefSeq lists its product as uncharacterized. The transcript is spliced from 9 exons. NCBI's taxonomy places the organism in Eukaryota, Fungi, Basidiomycota, Agaricomycetes, Boletales, Suillaceae. The coding region runs from base 77 to 1090 and encodes 337 amino acids. The record is from RefSeq and is a predicted model, not a curated record.